AUGAGAGGACAGUGCGGUUCAUUCUUACCAGUACCAUGCGCAAAGAAUAUACCAGCUGUUGAACCAGAGUCAGACAUGUUUAGACAAUCACUCAUAGACACGUGUGGUGCAGACUUUGCGACUGGACCUGUUUGUUGCGAUGAAAGCCAACUUGAGAGUCUGAUCAGCCAAGUGAAGCAAGCUGAACGAAUUAUUGCUUCCUGUCCUGCCUGCUGGAAGAACUUUUUACAGUUUUGGUGUUCAUUUACAUGUUCGCCAGACCAAUCGACUUUUGUCAAUAUUACCUCACUAGACGAUCACCAGGGCGUCACCGGAGCGGACUAUUGGGUAGGCGACCAUUUUGGAAGUCAAUUCUUUGAUAGUUGCAAGGACAUCCAGUUUGGAUCAAGCAACAGCUUUGCCAUGGAUCUUAUCGGGGGAGGAGCCAAGAACUGGCAUGAGAUGGUCACUUUUAUGGGCAUGAAGCGGCCUUUUAUGGGGAGCCCCUUCCAGAUUGAUUUCCCGCCCAUGGAAGGACGUGCACCUUCCGACGGCCUUAUGCGAUACGAUCAAGAUGGAAAGUUGUGCAACGAUACGGAUCCCGCUUACCGCUGUGCAUGCGUUGAUUGUCAGGCAACCUGCCCUGUGCUUCCACCUACUCCGGAAGAACAACCAGAGUGCCGUGUGGGCCUGAUCCGAUGCUGGAGUUUUGCCAUGUUGAUGACCUACGUUAUUGUGCUGCUACUAGGUUUGACUUUGGUCCUGGCAAGAAAUAAGACAAUCGGUCAAUGGUGCCAAAGGUUUUUUGGGAUCAAUAUCGAUCAAUUGGAAGCAAGAGGAUUGUAUGAACGACUUGCACUUGCAGAUGACGAUGAAGAUGAAGAUGAACAAGACCUAUUGGACCCUGAUUAUACUCCUCGUCGUUACUGGCUUAACUCUCGUGUUCAAAACUGGUUUUACUAUCAAGGCUUGUUUUGUGCACGCCACCCUUGGUCUGUCAUUCUCAUCAGCCUUGUCUUUGUCUUUCUGUGCUCUCUCGGCUGGUCACGUCUGGCAAUCGAGCAAGAUCCUGUGAACCUUUGGGUAUCUCCGACUUCGACAGCACUAGCGCAAAAGAACUACUUUGACAAACACUUUACUCCUUUUUAUAGAACUACUCAGAUUUUUUUCGUUAGCGAAUCAGAUGAACCUAUUGCGUCGGCAGAGCGAAUAGAAAAUAUAUUUAAGCUAGAACAAGAAAUCAAAAGUGUCAAGUCACGUACCUAUGGAAGCACACUGAGCGACGUCUGCUUUCAUCCAACAGGUGAUGUCUGUAUUGUUCAAUCCGUUACAGGGUACUGGCAAGGAGAUUUGGAUAAUUUUGAUCCAGAAAACUGGAAAUCACACCUUGACGCAUGCGCAUCCCAGCCUUCGGACUGUUUACCAGAGUUCUUGCAACCCUUGAAGCCUCAGAUGAUCUUGGGUGGCUAUGAGGAUGAGAAAUAUACCACAGCCAAGGCGUUGAUCCUUACGUUUGUACUAAAGAACUCUAUGAAUGAAACCGAUAUAGCAAGAGCCGAGGAUUGGGAAAAAACAUUACUUGAUACUAUUCUAUCACACAUUAAUGAACGACCCGAAUGGAACGGCGUAAGAAUAACUUACUCGACCGAGAGUUCCUUAGAAACCGAGUUGAACAAGUCGAGCAAUACAGAUGCAAAGACGAUACUGAUCAGCUACAUUGUCAUGUUUAUCUAUGCCUCUGUGGCACUCGGACGACUAUCAUCUUUCAAUAUUCGUCGAUGGGCAGUGGAUUCUAAGUUUUCUCUAGGUGUCUGUGGUAUCCUUAUUGUGAUCUUUUCAGUAUCUACUGCUGUCGGUUUAUUUUCGCUGACAGGCAAAAAGAUAACAUUGAUCAUUGCAGAAGUCAUACCAUUUUUGGUGCUGGCUGUUGGUGUGGAUAAUAUCUUUAUCUUGUGUCAUGAAUAUCAAAGAAGAGUCGAAUUGGGACAAGACGAAUCAAUAGAAGAAAGAACUGCCAAGACAUUGGGCAAAAUGGGGCCAAGCAUUUUACUUAGCUCACUGAGUGAAACAAUCGCGUUCGGACUGGGCACCAUGGUGACCAUGCCGGCUGUCAGUAGCUUUGCGAUGAUGGCUGCAAUUGCUGUUUUUAUAGAUUUCUUACUUCAAGUGACAUGUUUUGUUUCCUGCUUAGCAUUAGAUGCUCGCAGAGUCAAGGACCGUCGAGCAGACUGUGUUCCAUGCGUGAUAGUGAAGGCUCCAGAAGUCAUUGAGAAAGAAGGAUUCCUCGAAUCAAUGAUCAAGCUCUACUAUGUGCCAGUCAUACUUCACCACAAGAUACGCUACUUUAUUGCUUUUGCCUUUCUCGGCCUCUUCAUGCUCGGCCUCUCUUUGGCUCCCCAGUUACCUCUGGGCCUUGACCAGCGUAUAGCCUUACCUUCCGACUCUUACCUGGUGCAAUACUUUGAUGACAUGAGCCAAUACUUUAAUGUGGGGCCACCUGUUUAUUUUGUUGUCAAGAACGCCAAUUUGACCGACAGACAAGAACAGCAAAAGGUAUGUGGUCGAUUCCCAGCUUGUGAAGAGAGAUCUUUGGCCAAUAUCUUGGAACUUGAACGUAAGCGUGCCAAUGUAUCUUUUAUUGGUGAACCUACAAGUGUAUGGCUUGAUGACUUCAUGCUCUGGCUUAAUCCCAAUUUCGAAUGUUGUCGACUCAAGAAACAGCCACGUCGCUUGAGUAACCUUGACAGAGCCUAUUAUGAAUCGAAACCAGAACUUUGUAAGCCAACAGACCCACAACGUCGCUGUGUUGCCUGUAUUCCAAACUAUGACAGUACAAUGGAAGCUAUACCACAAGGCCAAGCUUUUCUUGACAUGUACGACCUCUGGAUUAAUAUGACGCCUGAUCAGGACUGUCCGCUCGCAGGAAAGGCAGCUUAUGGUGACGCGGUUGCCGUAGAUCGGGAACAAAUGACUGUAGAGGCCUCACACUUUAGGACCUUUCACACGCCUUUACGCACGCAAGAUGAAUUUAUUUCUGCCUAUGCCUCUGCUCGACGCAUUGCCAGCGAUCUGAGUCAAGAGCUAAACUUGGAUAUAUUCCCUUACUCUGUCUUUUAUAUCUUCUUUGAGCAGUACACCUACAUUGUUUCCAUGGCAUUUGAAAUCCUGGGGCUUGCCAUUCUGUCCAUCUUUAUCGUCACCAGUUCGUUGCUAGGCAGCCUCCGAUGUGGGCUUAUCGUGAUGGGUGUAGUGAUUAUGAUCUUGGUUGAUGUCGUUGGUGUCAUGACACUCUGGGGAGUAAGCCUUAACGCGGUGAGCCUGGUCAACCUGGUGAUUUGUAUUGGUAUCAGCGUUGAGUUCUGUUGCCAUAUCGCUCGUGGUUUUAUGGUAGCAAGCGGUAACUUGGAAGACAGAGCGGGCAAAAGUAUGGUUGAUGUGGGCAGCUCGGUAUUUUCUGGAAUUACCCUAACCAAGUUUGCGGGCAUUGUCGUCCUGGCCUUUACUCGUUCAAAAAUAUUCCAAGUGUAUUAUUUCCGAAUGUAUAUUGCCAUCGUUCUUCUAGGAGCUUUGCAUGGACUUGUGCUCUUACCAGUGCUGCUAAGUGUGCUUGGAGGAGAAGGAAUGGCGUUGACAGCUGAUUUUGAUGAGGAUGGUUUUGCCUGGAAUACGGGACAAGGUCGUCAAGGACUACUUAUCGAUGACGCCAAUAAUGAAAGUUCAGACCAGGUGUUGAUUACUGAUAUGCCAAGAGAGAAUGGAUAUGAAGCGAUACCCGGUAUGAGUACAGAGCGAGAAUAA
Molecule: messenger RNA, 3777 nt
Organism: Rhizopus microsporus ATCC 52813
Lineage: Eukaryota; Fungi; Mucoromycota; Mucoromycetes; Mucorales; Rhizopodaceae
Product: multidrug efflux transporter AcrB transmembrane domain-containing protein
Exons: 5
Coding region: 1-3777 (1258 amino acids)
Cellular component (GO): membrane
Molecular function (GO): lipid carrier activity
Source: RefSeq, a predicted model, not a curated record